Williopsis jadinii is the source of this 1846-nucleotide messenger RNA. RefSeq lists its product as uncharacterized. Lineage: Eukaryota; Fungi; Ascomycota; Saccharomycetes; Phaffomycetales; Wickerhamomycetaceae. Bases 88 to 1737 code for a protein of 549 amino acids. Gene Ontology annotation, biological process: fungal-type cell wall organization; carbohydrate metabolic process. The transcript has a single exon. Gene Ontology annotation, molecular function: glycosyltransferase activity; hydrolase activity, hydrolyzing O-glycosyl compounds. Gene Ontology annotation, cellular component: fungal-type cell wall. The record is from RefSeq and is a predicted model, not a curated record.
UUCGGUUCCCUCCCCAUGCUCUUCUCUUCCCUGCUCAUAAGUUUUCUUCUUUUUCCAAGUUUGUGGUAUAUACUGAGUAUUUGAAUCAUGUUACCAAUUGCAGUUCUCUCCAUACUGGGACUCGUUUCGAGUGUUCAGGCAACGAUUUCAUGCUCGUCUUCAUCACAGUGUCCAGAGAGCGCGCCCUGUUGUGGUCAGUUUGGUACAUGUGGCACUGGUGCUAAUUGUUUGGGUGGAUGCAAUCCAAAGUAUUCAUUCAAGCCAGAAGCAUGUAUGGCAAUGCCAAUAUGUAAAGAUGUUGAAACAACUUUUGGUUCCCAGAGUUUCCCGAACGUUGAAGAGUAUAUGGGAAAUCCAAACGAUACAGACUGGUACUACACUGGGUACGUCGAGAAUAGCGAUGAUGGGUUACUCAUAGAGAUGCCAAAGGAUUCAACGGGUACAGUCGUGUCAUCUUCGAGAUUCCUAUGGUAUGGUAAAUUCGGUGCCACUUUUAAGACUUCCCGUGGUGCUGGUGUUGUCUCUGCAAUGAUUUCAUUUUCCAACACUCAAGAUGAAAUUGACUGGGAGUUUGUUAACUACAAUUUGGAGCAAGCUGAAACGAAUUAUUUCCAUCAAGGUGUUGAGAAUUGGAAGAACAUGGAAGCAUUUAGCUUGUCUAAUACAUUCGAAAACUUCCAUAAGUACGAGGUUGAAUGGACAGAGGACUAUGUUUCAUGGUCUCUUGAUGGUAAGGUUGUUAGAACAUUGAAUAAAGUUGAUACAUACAAUUCUGCAACUGAUGAAUAUGACUUCCCACAAACACCUUCCAGAGUUCAAUUAUCUCUUUGGCCGGUUCUUGAGAGUGCUGGUGAGGGUACAAAAGAAUGGGCUGGUGGUUCUGUUGAUUGGGACUCUGAGGAUAUUCAAGAAAAAGGAUAUUACUAUGUUACUGUUAAGGAUGCAUACAUUCAAUGUGGAGAUGUGCCAAGUGGUACUGAGAUUGAUGGAUCCAACGCUUACGUCUACACCAGUAACAGUGAGUACAACCAAGACACAGUGAAGAUAACGAAUGCUGAUACUGCUAUCUGUUCAUUUGAUAACUCUGGUCUCGAUGACAACUCCGGAUGUCAAGGGGAAUCUGAGGAUGUUUCAUCUUCUGAAUCAUCCAACUCUUCGGAGUCGUCAGAGUCAUCGUCUUCUUCAGAGUCAUCGUCUUCUUCAGAGUCAUCGUCUUCUUCACAUUCGUCAUCACAGUCGUCUUCACAUUCGUCUUCACAGUCGUCUUCUCAUUCGUCUUCUCAUUCGUCUUCACAGUCCUCCUCUCAUUCGUCGUCACAAUUGUCUUCUCAUUCGUCUUCACAGUCCUCCUCUCAUUCAUCGUCCAAGUCCUCAUCGCAUUCAUCGUCAGAGUCUGCUUCUUUCCCCUGGGAUUCUUCAUCGCAAUCGUCAGAGUCAUCUAUCGAAUCAUCAGCAUCUGCUUCAGAAUCUUCCAGAGCAUCCUCCACAAGAGAAUCAAGCACUUCAUCGUCAGAACUAACAACACUAUCAUCCACCUCAGAGGAGGCCAUCACCACAACGGAGGAUACCACAACGGAGGUUACCACCACCUCAGAAGGAAACAGGUUCAUCCAGUCAUCUGCAGUCACCUCCACCACGUCUAUUGAAAGCUACUCGACUGCUAACGAAGCACCAAAACUCAUCACCACUGGCGGAGUCAAUGCCUUCCUUCUUGUGGCCCUAGCGCAACUUCUCUAAAACUACUAAAAAAGAAUUAGACAAUUAGAAAGCCCCGGGCAAUCGCCAACAAGGACCAUAGUAAAGUAUUUAAUCUUGUCAAUUCAUAAUAAUCAACUUUAAGCAAAAC